AUGGAAUCUGUGGUUUCCUUUGAAUCGUGCGGUUCAUUGGGUUUUAAGAAGCGGACAUCUUUGGUGCAGUUGAAUUUGAAUUGCUCAGGUUCGGGAAAUUCUGUUCCAAGCACAGCCUUCUUCGGUAAUAGAUUGAAGAAAGUGAGAUCCAAAACCACCGGUCCAAAGAUUUCAUCUAGUAGAUUCAAAGUUGUGGCAGAAGUGGAUGAGCAGAAGCAGAGCAACAAGGACAAAUGGAGAGGCCUUGCAUUCGAUAUGUCCGAUGACCAACAGGACAUCACCAGAGGGAAAGGAAUGGUGGACUCUCUCUUCCAAGCUCCAAUGGGUGCUGGUACUCACCACGCGAUCUUGAGUUCCUAUGAUUACAUCAGUGCAGGUCUUCGACAAUACCAAUUGGAUAAUAACAUGGAUGGCUUCUACAUUGCCCCUGCUUUCAUGGACAAGCUAGUAGUUCACAUUACUAAGAACUUCUUGAACCUGCCCAACAUCAAGGUUCCCCUCAUCCUAGGUGUUUGGGGAGGAAAAGGUCAAGGAAAAACAUUCCAGUGUGAGCUUGUCUUUGCCAAAAUGGGCAUCAACCCCAUUACAAUGAGUGCUGGAGAAUUAGAAAGUGGGAAUGCGGGGGAGCCUGCAAAAUUGAUCAGGCAAAGGUACCGUGAGGCAGCAGACAUAAUCAGAAAAGGGAAAAUGUGUGCGCUCUUCAUCAAUGAUCUUGAUGCAGGGGCAGGCAGACUCGAUGGGACGACCCAAUACACAGUCAACAACCAGAUGGUGAAUGCCACUCUGAUGAACAUUGCUGAUAACCCAACCAAUGUUCAGCUACCUGGUAUGUACAACAAAGAGGAGAAUCCCAGGGUUCCUGUCAUAGUCACAGGUAAUGACUUUUCCACAUUGUAUGCCCCUCUUAUCCGCGAUGGUCGUAUGGAAAAAUUCUACUGGGCUCCUACUAGGGAAGACAGGAUUGGUGUUUGCACUGGUAUUUUCCUAACGGACCAUGUUCCUGAGGACGAUAUUGUCAAGCUUGUUGACACCUUCCCUGGGCAAUCAAUUGACUUCUUUGGUGCCAUUAGGGCGAGAGUGUAUGACGACGAAGUGAGGAAGUGGAUUUCUGGUGUUGGGGUUGAAAAUGUGGGGAAAAAGCUUGUGAACUCAAAGGAGGGACCUCCAAAAUUUGAGCAGCCAAAUAUCACACUUGACAUGCUCCUUGGGUAUGGAAACAUGCUUGUCCAAGAGCAGGAAAAUGUAAAGAGGGUCCAACUGGCCGACAAGUACCUGAAUGAGGCAGCCCUAGGAGAUGCAAAUGAAGAUGCCAUAAAAAGAGGAACUUUCUUUAAUUAGAAACCUUAGUGCUAAAGGCCUUGAUUGGGAUGUUUGCAUCUGGCUUUUGGAUUAAGAGGGAGUGAAGAUCUUCAGAAGAGUUUCUUAAGCUUUUCUGUCAAUGUUUGGGUGCAGGCAAAGCAGACCAACAUUAACAACCUUCCUGUUCCUAAAGGCUGCACUGAUUCAAUUGUAGCAAACUUGAUCCACCAGCCCAGGUCGAGGAUGGAAGCUGCCUACCAGUUUUGAACAGGUUCUAGCCAUUCGAUUAUAUUAUAUACAGAGUAGCCACAAAAUUGAUGUAUGUUAUCAGUGAUGUCAAAUCUAUUUCCUAGAAAAUAUAAGUGAAAACUCCCUGGAUGACUUCUGUAAUCAAUAUCUAUCAACACACGUAUACCUAUAACUGUCUUGAUGCACCUAAAUGAACAGGUCUGGG
Molecule: messenger RNA, 1753 nt
Organism: Ilex paraguariensis (yerba mate)
Lineage: Eukaryota; Viridiplantae; Streptophyta; Magnoliopsida; Aquifoliales; Aquifoliaceae
Source: the annotation of a GenBank genome assembly